Salvia splendens (bonfire salvia) is the source of this 1698-nucleotide messenger RNA. Its product is annotated as 1,4-dihydroxy-2-naphthoyl-CoA thioesterase 1. Gene Ontology annotation, cellular component: peroxisome. The record is from RefSeq and is a predicted model, not a curated record. NCBI's taxonomy places the organism in Eukaryota, Viridiplantae, Streptophyta, Magnoliopsida, Lamiales, Lamiaceae. Gene Ontology annotation, biological process: phylloquinone biosynthetic process. Bases 1001 to 1504 code for a protein of 167 amino acids. The transcript is spliced from 3 exons. Gene Ontology annotation, molecular function: 1,4-dihydroxy-2-naphthoyl-CoA thioesterase activity.
UGUUCUCUUCCAAAUUCCAAUCUGUAUAUGGCACUUUUUUUUUCUCUAUAUAUCUUUGCUACCAUGCCGUGAUGACUUCUGCUCCUCAUGAUGCUCUUCACACUUUACACAUAGAUAAGCUGGUCUCUCGCUCUCUCUCUACCAUGUCAAAAUUGAUACUCUCUGUCUUUAUAAUUUGGCCUCAAACCUUUUGCUCUCUAUGUGUUUGAUCAAUUGCAUGCCAUGAUUUUGUUAGAGAUAGAUAGUUGCAAAUUCAGCUGUUUCUGUUUGUUGAAAUACAUCAUCCACUUCUGGGAAACAUAAAAGGCGGAAUCUUUGCCUUCCCUUUUGCUUUUUAGGCCUCUUUUCUUUUUGCAUAUACUGUAAUUUUCAAGGUCUCGAUACGCCUUUUGAAAUUCCGGUAUCAAUUGCAUAUUACUACUAUGAUUUUGUUUUCUGCUGCUUUGAUUUCAAGAUUUUAUGUUCCUAAUUUAUCUUCUUUCCUAUUUGCACUGUUUGCUUUAUCUUCUUUCCUAAAGUCAAAGUAAGUUUGGUAGGAAGCAGAUUGGAGGAUUUUCAUUAUGAGGGUAUUUUCGUAUGUAUAACAAAAAGCAACCUUAAACAAUGCUUGCAAGAUCUUGUCUGCAGGGGGAAAAUAGGAUGCUUUUGAUAGUUCAACAUCUCUGCAUCAGCAUCUCAUAUGUGGAGAUUUGUUGUUAGAAUUCAUAUGUGGUUUUGAUUGAUCAUAAGAAACCAUACAAGUCUCCUUUGCUGUGUGCGUGCACGUGCUAGUAGUUAUGAUAGAUGUGCUUUGGCUACUUGCCCUUCUCCUUCACUAGCAAUUUGUUUCUGAAUUUUCCUAUUGUUCACUUAAUACAAAAAUUAUCAGCUAAUCAAUGUCCUUUUCUUUUCUUCACUGUAGUAGGUGUUAGGUUAUCCGCUUUGUGGUUCAUUUGUUUAAGUAGAUUGGUCACUAGUCGAUAUAUCCCUUAUAAUUUAUCGAUUGGAUUGGUGUGGGAUAAUGAACCAACCACCAUCUGCCAAAGGGCCGUCUCCCUCGAAAGAACCAUCAAAGACGAAGGAGUUGGAUUUUCCACUCCACGCUCUUGGAUUUGAGAUUGAUGAUCUUUCGCCUACCAAAAUUUCUGGCCACAUUCUUGUGACGACAAAAUGCUGCCAGCCCUUCAAAGUGCUACAUGGAGGAGUUUCAGCGCUGAUUGCAGAGUCGUUAGCAAGCAUGGGCGCUCAUCUGGCAUCGGGACUGCAGAGGGUGGCUGGGAUACACCUGAGCAUCAAUCACCUCAAGAGUGCUAAGUUGGGCGACUUUGUAGUUGCUGAAGCUACGCCGUUCAGCGUUGGAAGAACUAUUCAGGUGUGGGAGGUGCGUCUUUGGAAACGCGAUGCUUCAAACGCAGAGAUGAAGACAUUGAUUUCAUCUUCAAGAGUUACUCUUCUGUGUAACAUGCCUGUCCCAGAAGCAGCAAAGGAUGCUGCUGAUGGUCUCAAAAAAUAUGCCAAAUUAUGAACUUCAGUCCAAUAAUUCCUACCCACUAUUGUCUAUUAAGGAAAAAAAAUAACAGACGCUUCUCUUAAAUGUAUAAUUCAGAAUAAUUUGUGUGUAUAUUCACGUAUGUUAUUGGUCUGGAGCAGAUUGAUUGUGUGAGACAUUAAACCAAGCUUAUUUUGGAAUUCAAAUAAAAAGGAAGCAACUUAUACUAA